This is a messenger RNA of Tyto alba (common barn owl), 1482 nucleotides long. RefSeq names its product cytochrome b5. The coding region runs from base 51 to 467 and encodes 138 amino acids. The record is from RefSeq and is a predicted model, not a curated record. NCBI's taxonomy places the organism in Eukaryota, Metazoa, Chordata, Aves, Strigiformes, Tytonidae. Gene Ontology annotation, molecular function: heme binding. The transcript is spliced from 5 exons. Gene Ontology annotation, cellular component: mitochondrial outer membrane; intracellular membrane-bounded organelle.
GCGCGGGGGCUUGUGGCUGUGUCUGUGGGCAGCGCCGCGGCGCCGGGGAGAUGGUGGGCUCUGGCGAGGUGGGGGGCGAGGCGUGGCGAGGCCGGUACUACCGGCUGGAGGAGGUGCAGAAGCACAACAGCAGCCAGAGCACCUGGAUCAUCCUGCACCACCGCAUCUACGACGUCACCAAGUUCCUGGACGAGCACCCAGGUGGUGAAGAGGUCCUCAGGGAGCAAGCUGGGGGAGAUGCUACUGAGAACUUCGAAGAUGUUGGCCAUUCCACAGAUGCAAGGACACUGUCAGAAACUUUUAUUGUUGGGGAACUUCAUCCGGAUGAUAGAGGGAAGCUUCAGAAACCAACAGAAACUCUUAUUACCACUGCUCAGUCUAAUUCCAGUUCAUGGUCCAACUGGGUGAUUCCACUGAUAGCAGCAAUUAUCGCGGCCCUGAUGUAUCAUUCCUACAUGUCAGAGUAAGCGCCUUACUGAGAACUAAUGCAAGAAGAGAGUGAUCUGGGAGAGAAUAUAAGCAAUCCUAACCCACUAUGUUUCAGGACAAAAGUCUGAUGUCUGAAGAGAAAUUCAACUUUUUCAGAAAACUGAAAAAUUCUUUUCUGCUGUGCACUUUUCUUAAAUGUUGCCGCCUUAUUUGCUGUUCUGAAAUGAUAAAAAGGCAGCAUUUCUCUUUGUAUAACAAUUUUAUUCUCUAAUUAAUUAUUUGAUAACUGUAUUGGUUUCUGUGUUAGAAUACUGUUUUGUAUGUAACACUGAUUCUGGUUAUUUCUCUUUAAUCUGUAAUGGGGUCCAUAGGACUCUCUUUACAUAUAAAUUUUACAGCUUUAAAGGACUACCAAAACUGUGUACAUGUAUUUGUCCAUGUACACAACUUAACUUAAAAAAUUAUGUUGUCUUCUGAAAUGUAGUAUGUUUGAAUGAAAUGCUAAUUAAAUGUAAUGAAAAAAGCUGAGUGGAGUAGUCUGUAUAGGUGCCUGUAAGUGGUUGGGCCCUACCAAUCGGGCUAUAAUGAGGUGAUUUUAUUUUUAUUUUUUCCUUUCCUCUUGACAUCUGCUCUUUAUAGUUGUAGGUACUCCUACCAGCAAACUGUUCUGUUUGACUCCCACUGAAAAAUUCAGGUGAAAUAUGAAACCUAAUGUUUGGCCCAAUUAAUGUCCGUCUCAGUUUUGUGGAAGGUAGCUCUUAUUUGCAAAAAAGGCAGAAAAAAAGUAACUGCUACUAAAUAACUGUUCCUGCCAAGCACUCAGGUGACUCCAGAAUUUAUUCUGGAACUUUUAGACUUUUAUAAAAUCUUCAGCUUUGUCAUGUAUAUGGAAUCUGUUUCUGACUGUUCUGUGAUAUGUUCCUUGGUGCUUUACUAUGAAGAGAUGACUAUUUUCACUGCUAAAAACAAGAUAACUGAAAGCUUCCAUUUUGUGGUGAACAUUUUUAGUCAUAUGUAAAUGAUCAUGAAUAAAAGUUUAAUUGCUUAUUCUCA